GAACUAGCGGGCCUGCCAUAUGGACUUCAACAAUGUCCGCUUUCAUGCUCACUCACCUCUGUAAUUUGGUGGCUACUGGCUUGAAGACAUCGAAGGGCUUUAAGAAGGUCCAUCUCAAUGCUUGUGCUAGGGCUAUCAAUGAGAAGUUCAACACUAUGUGCACGGGUGAGCAAGUCAAGAACCAUUUGAAAACAUGGCAGAAAAGGUUUGCAAAGAUAACUAGACUUAAGAAGUUGAGUGCUGCACUAUUUGAUGAAGAUAAUUGCAUGAUUACUCUUGACGCUGAGCACUACAAUAACCAUAUUCAGGAUCAUAAGGCUGAUGCUGAGUUCUUUAACAAGCCCCUCCUGCACUAUAGAGAGAUGGAAACAAUAUUUGGAAAUAGCAUGGCCACAAGAAACUUUGCAAAGGACUCAAGUGCACCCCUAGGAAGAGACGAUAAUGAUGCUGACAGCCAAGAGGCGGAGGAUACUGGAUAUGAUGCAAGUGAAUGUACUACUCAAGGGGCAACAUCUACUGCUAGCAGACCUAGCAAGAGGGCAAAGUUAGCUGAAAUCAAAGAGGAGGGGAUGAUUGGUGUUGUCAAAAGUGUAGGUAAAGACCUUGCAAAUGCUAUACAAAUGGUUGCUCAUCCGGAUGACCUGCCACCAGACCUAUUUCCAAUGUUGCAGAGCAUGCCUGGUUUCAAUUCAGCCCACAUAUCUUAUUACUUCCAUUAUUUGGUUGCGAACCCUAGCAUUGGUAGAGUUUCUACACCCUGCCAUGGGAGAACAAGUUAG
Molecule: messenger RNA, 779 nt
Organism: Panicum virgatum (switchgrass)
Lineage: Eukaryota; Viridiplantae; Streptophyta; Magnoliopsida; Poales; Poaceae
Exons: 2
Coding region: 33-779 (248 amino acids)
Source: RefSeq, a predicted model, not a curated record